AUGUCACCGACACUCCCCUUUAAGCUCAAGAAUCCGGACCUGCUGCGGCAAGACGCGUACAUCCAUGGCAAAGCAGUCACUGCAAAAUCAGGCAAGCGCUUCGAUGUCAUCGACCCGGGCUCCGACCGUGAGUGGGCUUCGUGCCCUGAUAUGGCACCCGAAGAUGUCGCCGCCGCAAUUGAGUCUGCGCACCAAGCCUUUCAAUCAUUUAGCACUAUGAGCUCCCGCACGCGCUCGAAACUACUGAUCAAAUGGCACGAGCUAAUUGUGGAAGCCAAAGAAGAUAUCGCCACGAUUCUCACAUAUGAAACAGGCAAGCCGAUCGCUGAGGCCUACGGAGAAUUGGACUACUCGCUCGGGUUUCUCUGGUGGUUUGCUGGCGAAGCUGAACGCAUCCAGGGCUCUGUCUUUACACCGUCCGCUGUCGACCGACGGACCUUUGUCAUUAAGCAACCGAUCGGAGUUUCAGUCGCUCUUGUACCCUGGAACUUCCCCAUUGCCAUGAUCCUCCGUAAGGUCGGUGCUGCUUUCGCAGCCGGAUGUCCUAUGGUAGUGAAACCGAGCCCGGAGACGCCGUUGACCUGCCUGACACUAGCUCACCUAGCUACCCAAGCCGGUUUCCCACCAGGCGUACUGAACGUUCUCACCACGAGUCUCGACAAUACGCCCAGCGUAAGCGAGGCAAUGAUGAUACACCCGCGGGUAAAGAAGGUUACAUUUACCGGGUCGACACGUGUAGGCAAGAUCGUGGCCACGACCUGCGCUAAACACCUAAAGAAGUGUACCCUCGAGUUAGGUGGCAACUGCCCCUUUAUCGUCUUUGACGAUGCCAAUCUCAAGCAAGCCCUAGCUCAAUUUAUGGCCUUGAAAUGGCGCCAUGCCGGGCAGGCAUGUAUUUCGGCAAAUCGCCUCUACGUCCAGGCUGGAGUAUACGAGAGGUUCACCCAAAUGUUGGUGGACGAGACGGCAAAAAUCAGUGUCGGGCAUGGUGCAAAGAAAGGCUCGACCAUGGGUCCAGUCACAACCCCGCGAGGCCUCGCCAAGGCAGAAGCCCAGGCUGCCGAUGCCAUUAAGCACGGCGCUCAGCUCGUGCUCGGAACGGGUAAAGCUUUGAAGAAUAGUAUAGAAGUCGAAGGGUCAGACCAAGGGCAAGGUGUCGGAGGCUACUUUAUGGAACCCACUAUUCUCAAAGAUAUGAACGGAGAAAUGUUGAUGGCGUCAGAAGAGACCUUCGCUCCUGUCUGCGGAAUUUUCAAAUUCGAAACCGAGCAGGAAGUGGUCCGCUUGGCCAACGAUACCUCUUUAGGCCUCGCGAGCUAUGUAUUCACCAAGAAUGUCGAUAGGGUGUGGAGGAUGUUCGAAAAGCUGGAAGCUGGCAUGAUCGGACUGAACACAGGCAACUCCUCAGCGGCAGAGUCGCCGUUUGGCGGAAUCAAGGAAAGUGGGAUGGGCAAAGAGUCAGGGAAAGACGUGGCCGUCAACGAGUACUUGAUCACAAAGACCGGCACUUUGACCCUCGACGGUUAA
Messenger RNA from Cladophialophora yegresii CBS 114405, 1527 nucleotides. Its product is annotated as succinate-semialdehyde dehydrogenase. Bases 1 to 1527 code for a protein of 508 amino acids. The record is from RefSeq and is a predicted model, not a curated record. The transcript is spliced from 2 exons. Gene Ontology annotation, molecular function: succinate-semialdehyde dehydrogenase (NAD+) activity. NCBI's taxonomy places the organism in Eukaryota, Fungi, Ascomycota, Eurotiomycetes, Chaetothyriales, Herpotrichiellaceae.